Messenger RNA from Bradysia coprophila, 1572 nucleotides. Its product is annotated as mitochondrial amidoxime reducing component 2-like. NCBI's taxonomy places the organism in Eukaryota, Metazoa, Arthropoda, Insecta, Diptera, Sciaridae. Gene Ontology annotation, molecular function: pyridoxal phosphate binding; molybdenum ion binding; catalytic activity. The record is from RefSeq and is a predicted model, not a curated record.
CAUCAUUAUUUCGUGAAUGAAUUUGUAUUGUCGCAUCGAUUCAAUGUUCAGUUUCAGUGAUACUAAUUACACAUUAAUGUCGAUAAAAAUCCAGCUAUCCAAAAACAUUUAGAGUAGAUUGUGUUCCAAAUGUAAAGCCUGCGUCAUACCACGCGCGACCUUUGUGUGAAACCUGUUGAUUCCCUUGUAAACGAAUAUUGAAGAAGAAAAAAAAAAUUGUUGUCUGUCAAUUAAAAGUUAUCUCUGCAGCAGAAACGAAAACAAAUCCAAAUAUUUAAUCUCAUUUGAACUUUAACCUAAAAUUACCAAGCACUUUUCGUUCUUGUUGAUCAUUCCACUAGUUUUUUUGAAACAUAUAUUAGCAUUUACUUCUCAAGUGCGGUUCUAGUAACUUUAUUUUCGACUAAUUAUGUUUCGAGUGCACGGUAAUGUGUCAGUAAUUUUAACAACAUUGUGUUCGACAGCCAUAGUGGCAUACUAUUUCUUUAAAAAAAACUUUUCCUACGCAAAAGACUAUGUGAAAGUUGGAAAGGUUAAAAAAUUAGUAAUUCAUCCAAUCAAGUCGUGUAAGGGCGUUGAAGUUGAUCAGGUGACCGUUACCAAGACGGGUGUGAAACACGGCCUGUUUCGCGAUCGAGCAUGGGUUGCCAUUGAUAAUGAUGGAAAAAUGCUGAAUUUGGUGAGAGCACCCCAGCUGAUAACGAUCAAGACGCGAUUCGCAGAUGGUCGAUUUUUGGUACUUGAGAAUAAGUUCGGUGAAACAAUUAAAAUCGAAGUUAAAACGAAUUUUACAGAGUCCGACCGAAUAGUUCAUACAAAUGUGUACGGCGGCGACAUCGACGGAAUUGAUUGUGGCGAUGAAGUAGGAAAUUUUAUGUCUAGAUCCUUAAAUGUGGAAAAUGCCCGACUUAUUCAACAUGUCGAGCAACUGGACACUAGACCAUCAAGAUCGUCAGGACACCGGACUGCCGAUGUUGAAGAACGAUACAGAGUUCUCUAUCAAAACUAUUCGAACAUUCAUCUGACAACUGAAAAAUCCUUGGACGAAUUGAAUCAACGAAUUACGAAAAAUUCCGGCGCAGACAAGACCGUGUCUGAUGAUCACUUCCGUGCCAAUGUCGUUGUCGAACAAUCAAAUGCUUUUGAUGAGGACCACUGGGCACGUUUACGAUUCGUUGACGCUACGGGCUUGGAAUCGCAAGCUUCAUUGUAUCAACUACAGAAUUGUGAGAGAUGUAUUCAAACAACUGUGGCACGUGAUUCUGCUAAGAAAUCAACCGAACCUUUAAAAACUCUCAAAACGUUCCGCAAGCCAACACAUCCGGAUGACAUUAAAAGAUUGGGAGAACGACCACUGUUUGGAUGUAUUUUUGCUAAUGAUCAUGAAGGUGUUAUCAAACGUGGUGAUGAUAUUUUAGCGAUACGUGUGAAACGGGUUUAAUAUUCAUUAUUGAGUCUAGAGUGCUGUGAAAUCAAUGACCAAGUCAUAACACAAAUUACACAGCUAGUUUUUUUUUGUUGACAAAUUGUAUACAAUGCAAAGAAAUUAUAUUUGAGAGACUUUUCGCUUAA